Molecule: messenger RNA, 1668 nt
Organism: Eubalaena glacialis (North Atlantic right whale)
Lineage: Eukaryota; Metazoa; Chordata; Mammalia; Artiodactyla; Balaenidae
Gene: REM1
Product: RRAD and GEM like GTPase 1
Exons: 5
Coding region: 319-1221 (300 amino acids)
Biological process (GO): negative regulation of high voltage-gated calcium channel activity
Cellular component (GO): plasma membrane
Molecular function (GO): calcium channel regulator activity; GTPase activity; GTP binding
Source: RefSeq, a predicted model, not a curated record
CCGGCCUGAGGGGCUAUGCUGCGAGGCAGUGGUACAGCCUGGAGCACCCGGCAGCUGCGGCGGCUGGACCCCUCCCCACACCGAGGUUCUCUCUGGGCCUGAAGCCAGAAAGCCCCCACAGGGAGGAUCUGAGGCGCCUCCUCCUCCCAUUUGAACUCGAGGGAAGGAAGGACGGCUAGAAGGCCUAGAAGGACGCCUCUGGAGGAAGCCGUCGCAUCAGCUCAUCAGGACUCUACAGAAGAAGGGGCUCAAAGCACCUGGCUCACCACCCACUCCCCCUUCUUGCCGAAGGAAAGAAGGAAACCCCCCUUCCCAAGGAUGACACUAAAUACUCAGCAAGAGGCAAAGACCCCCCUGCGUCGCCGAGCCAGUACUCCAUUGCCCCUGUCCACCCGGGGCCACCAGCCUGGCCUCCUGGGCACAGCACCUUCUACACAGUCCCAGCAUCCCCGACUGGGCCAAUCAGCCUCCCUCAACACCCCCAGCCGGCAACCUUCAUCUGCCCCCAAUGGUUGGUCCUCUGAAUCCAGCGACUCUGAAGGCUCCUGGGAGGCCCUCUACCGUGUGGUACUGCUUGGAGAUCCUGGUGUAGGGAAGACCAGCCUGGCCAACCUCUUUGCAGGAAAGCAAGAGCGGGAACUCCAUGAACAGCUGGGAGUUGCAGAAGAUGUAUACGAGAGGACCCUCACGGUGGAUGGAGAGGAUACCACACUGCUGGUCAUAGACACCUGGGAGGCUGAGAAACUGGAUGAAAGCUGGAGCCAGGAGUCGUGCCUGCAGGUGGGCAGCGCCUACGUUAUCGUGUACUCCAUCGCAGACAGGGGCAGCUUCGAGAGUGCCUCUGAGCUCCGCAUUCAGCUGCGGCGCACAUAUCAGGCGGACCACGUGCCCAUCAUCCUGGUGGGCAACAAGGCGGACCUGGCACGCUGCCGGGAAGUCUCCGUGGAAGAGGGCCGCGCCUGCGCUGUGGUGUUCGACUGCAAAUUCAUCGAGACGUCAGCUGCGCUGCAGCACAACGUGGCGGAGCUCUUCGAAGGCGUAGUGCGCCAACUGCGCUUGCGCCGCAGGAACUGCGCAGCCCGGGAGACGCCGGCCCCCAGACGACGGGCAAGCUUAGGCCAGCGCGCUCGACGCUUCCUGGCACGCUUAACUGCCCGCACCGCCCGCCGCCGGGCACUCAAGGCCCGCUCCAAGUCCUGCCACAACCUGGCCGUGCUCUGAGGCCACCCGCCCACUCUCUGGGUGGGGGGCACUGGGGUGCAUUCUAGCCUCCACCAGGGCCACGGAGGGGCAGAGUUUCUGUGGCUUGCAGUCUGCAUCGUGGGCCUUGGCCGCCCGUUGCCCCAACGUACAGAGCAUCUCCCCAGCCGCAACUUCACGGACCUCUCUGCCCUGGGCAAGUGAUGGACAGACCAUGGGGCCAAAGCCUAAAUUGGGGUUUUCAUGCGGUGCGUGUCUUUUUGUAAAAAGUCUUCCUUGUUCUUGGGCUCUGGCCAACCCUCAGAAAUUCCCCCACAAUAAACCAGACCAGAAGGAUGUCCUGUCUGAGUGCCCAGAUCUCUUCUUUUGGGCUCUUCCAGACGUCUCCACCUCCCGUUUUCCCAUCUACACGGGCUGCAGACUGGGUUGGCCUGCUGACCUGGGUGUCAGGGUUAGUCAAUAAAAUCA